Gossypium arboreum is the source of this 531-nucleotide messenger RNA. RefSeq lists its product as uncharacterized. Bases 1 to 531 code for a protein of 176 amino acids. The transcript is spliced from 3 exons. NCBI's taxonomy places the organism in Eukaryota, Viridiplantae, Streptophyta, Magnoliopsida, Malvales, Malvaceae. The record is from RefSeq and is a predicted model, not a curated record.
AUGGUCUACGAAGGCAUUGUUCUGGGUCAUAAAGUAUCGCAUCAAGGGAUUGAAGUUGACAAAGCACAAGUUGAGGUAAUAGAAAAAUUGUUACCUCCUACUAGUGUCAAGGGUAUUCAGAGUUUCUUAGGCCAUACAGCUCUGGAGUGGACAUUGCCUUCUGAACUAAUGUGUUACGCUAGCGAUUAUGCUGUGGGAGCAGUGUUGGGGAAAAAGAAAGACAAAGUAUUUCAUGCAAUCUAUUAUGUAAGCAGGACCCUAACGGAUAUGCAGCUUAACUACACCACCAUUAAAAAGGAGUUAUUGGUUGUGGAGUUUGAUUUAGAAAUUUGGGAAAGAAAGGGGACUGAAAAUCAAGUGGCUGAUGACUUGUCAAGAAUAGAAGCUAGAAAUAAAUAUGGCAAUGUCAAACUUAUUAAAGAAGACUUCCCAGGCGAGCAACUAUUAGUUUCCAUGGCAUUACCUUGGUAUGCCGAUAUAGUGAACUUCUUAGUAAAUGGUUUGAUACCACUUGAUCUCAACAGCCAAUGA